Molecule: messenger RNA, 480 nt
Organism: Dacryopinax primogenitus
Lineage: Eukaryota; Fungi; Basidiomycota; Dacrymycetes; Dacrymycetales; Dacrymycetaceae
Product: acyl-CoA-binding protein
Exons: 5
Coding region: 75-389 (104 amino acids)
Biological process (GO): fatty acid metabolic process
Molecular function (GO): fatty-acyl-CoA binding
Source: RefSeq, a predicted model, not a curated record
CCCCAAUACCCCUGUGCCUUUCAUUAUCUCCCCUUUCCUCUCCUUUCCAAGCACCAGCACUCUACCUCUGAAUCAUGUCCAACACCAAGUUCGAGAAGGCUGUCGCUAUUGUGCAGGGACUCCCGAAGGGAGGUCCGGUCAAGGUAUCGCAGGAGCAGCAGCUUGAGUUCUACGCUCUUUACAAACAGGGUACCAUCGGCGACGUGAACACCACGCGUCCGGGCUUGCUGGACUUCGUUGGCAAGGCGAAGUGGGACGCCUGGAAGCAGCUAGAGGGAAAGUCAAAGGAAGAGGCGCAGAAGGAGUACGUGGAACUCCUUCUCAAGGUUCUGAAGGCCAGCGGCACCUCCGAGGGUGAGCAGCUCAUCAAGGAGAUCGAGGAGGCGUAAAUACUGUAGCCGGGUUUACAUGAAUGUGCAGUGGAUGCUGCAUAAGGGUGUACGGUCGUGAAGAUACCGAUUUGUAAUAAAGACUGAAAUG